AUGUAGAUGUUGCGACAGUGCUGACUUAGAAAACCGAGUGAUAUAUUCGUAAGAUGUCGGAUGCUAGUCUUUCAAGUUUGCUGCGACAGUAUGAAGAACAGUUCGGAGUGGUUUCUGCCGAUCUGGUGUCGAAAAUAGGAGAAAUAAAGUCCUCUCCGAGUAGGUCACGGGUUUUGGAGGACGAAGCUGAAGUAUUACUCCAAGAUGCAAAAGAUAUUCUAGAGCAAGUGGGGUUGGAAAUCCGGAGUUUGAAUGGAGUCGAGAAACAGAAGUGGAUUAACCGUUCAAAAUCCUACCAUGCCGAACUGAAACGAGUUAUUAGGGAGCUGAAGCUCGCCCUAAAUGAACCGGUGGAUGAGGAGACCAGCCGAGAGCAGCUUUUCGGUGCAGCUUUGAACAGUGAUCAGAAGCAAAAACUGCUCUCAUCAGUUGAUAAAGCAGAGGAAAGCUCAAGACAUCUGAACCAGGGUUUCGCUGCACUACAGGAAACUCAUGAAAUCGGUGCCAAAAUUCUGGCUGAUCUGGAUGGCCAAAGGGAAACUCUUCUACGUUCUCAACACAAAAUGCGAGGAAUGAACUCGGACCUCGACGAAAGCUCUCGAGUCGCAGGGAGGAUGAUACAACGAGUGAACCAAAACAAAGCAGUACUUCUGGCCGUAUUGGGAACGUUUUGUUUGGCAGUGACGGGCAUAAUUUAUGUUGCAUCGACCAGGUAGUGAUAUAAGCAGUCUUGAAAUAUUUAUUGAAUUAUAUUGAAACUCGCGAAGGAAAUCUAUUACAAUCAAUAAUUUUUUUUUCUUGGGAGCCGGUGUCAAGUUUGCUUUUUUUUGUGAAACAUUUUUGGAAGCUUGAAAUGCACUGCGGCUGUUGAGGAAGAAACUGUUAA
Notodromas monacha is the source of this 886-nucleotide messenger RNA. The record is from the annotation of a GenBank genome assembly. Lineage: Eukaryota; Metazoa; Arthropoda; Ostracoda; Podocopida; Cyprididae.